ACAACGAAGAUCCUCGCUUCCCCUCCUCUCUGCCGCCGCCUCCAUUUCGGUCAGCGGAGCCCGAUCCCGGUACCGGCCCCGGGCCUGAGGCGAGGGCAGCUCCGGCGCGGCCCAGCCGCCCGCGGGUGGGGCCGGCCCCGGGGCGGUGCUGCCGCGGCCCACCCGCCUCGCCUCAGCCGGGAGAAGCACCUGUGGUGCCAGCGAGCCCCGCGCCGCCGCCGCCGCCGCCAGGGUUGACCCAAGGACAGCUUCAUUCUGCAAGAAUCAGUUAGCAAGAUCUGCAUAUUGUUCCUAAGGGGAAACAUGUCUGAGAUUGACUAUGAGAAGUUAGCUGAAAUAGAACUGCAGAAAGAUGAAGCAGAAGAUACACAGUCAGAACAGAAAGAAACAUUAUUGCCUUCACCACCUGAGGAUCCUGAGCUAAAUAUCAAUCACCCCUACUACGAUGUUGCGAGACAUGGCAUCAUCCAGUUAGCAGGUGAUGACAAUUCUGGAAGGAAGGUGAUUACUUUCAGUUGCUGCCGUAUGCCCCCCUCCCAUCAGCUCAAUCACACCAGAUUGCUGGAGUACUUAAAGUAUACUUUGGACCAAUAUGUAGAGAAUGAUUAUACGGUUGUCUACUUUCACUAUGGCCUGAAGAGUCUGAAUAAACCAUCUCUGAAAUGGUUACAAACAGCCUACAAAGAAUUUGACAGGAAGUAUAAGAAAAACCUUAAAGCACUCUAUGUUGUACAUCCAACUAACUUCAUAAAAAUUCUGUGGAAUAUCUUUAAACCUCUUAUAAGCCAUAAAUUUGGGAAAAAAAUCACCUACUUGAAUUAUUUAAGUGACCUGAGAGAACAUCUCAAAUAUGACCAGCUAAAUAUCCCUCAAGAAGUCAUCCGACAUGAUGAAAAUCUUCGGGGGAAACAGAAGGGAAAACUGCCACCUGUGGUUAAGGUUCCUCCACCACGGCCACCUCUACCUACACAACAAUUUGGAGUCAGCCUGCAAUAUAUCAAGGACAAAAAUAAAGGUGAACUAAUCCCCCCAGUAAUGAAGGAAACUGUAUCGUACUUAAAAAGAAAAGGACUACAAGUAGAGGGCCUGUUUAGAAGGUCAGCCAGCAUCCAGACUAUCAAAGAUGUUCAGAAACUCUACAAUCAGGGCAAGUCUGUGAAUUUCGACGAUUAUCAUGAUAUCCAUAUUCCUGCUGUUAUCCUGAAGACUUUCCUUAGGGAACUCCCUCAGCCAUUACUAACGUUUGAGUGUUACGAUCAUAUCCUUGGAAUCACCAGUGUGGAGAGCAGUUUACGAGUCACCAGAUGUAAACAAAUAAUUCAAGGACUUCCUGAGCACAAUUACGUUGUUCUGAAAUAUCUGAUAUGCUUUCUCCACAUGGUUUCACAGGAGAGCAUAUAUAACAGAAUGACAGCAUCCAGCCUGGCCUGUGUCUUUGGCUUGAAUUUGAUCUGGCCGUCGAAAGGAACAGCCUCCCUGAGUGCUCUGGUACCUCUGAAUCUCUUCACUGAACUACUGAUAGAUUUCUACACAAAUAUAUUCAACUCCCGAACAGUGCCUGGUGAGAUUUUACCUUAAGGCUCCUAGAGAGGAAAAUGGAGCUGCCUGAGGGAAAGGCCUCCAUGCCUCAGACUGAAGCUUUAUAUUCAGGGCUCUCUCCUGCAAAGAAAACUCUCGAUGCAGGGUAAAGUUUCUAUAGCUUUCCAAAUACCAAAGAUGUUGGGAGAAGCCUGCUGUCCCAUAUAUUCUCAUCACAUGGGGGUGAAUAUAUAUGUGAACAUUCAAAGACCAACAGGUCAAAAUGAAUCCCCUUAUUAAACUUGAACAGCUGACAGAAGCUUGUAUGUUAAAAAAAUCAUGACACUACAUGCCAGUCUGUCAUUUCUUUGGGGAUCUGGAGACCUUAUGAUGUGGCAUUAUUUUCUGCAUGGGCAGAACUAAAUUCUGGACCACUCCUGAAUUACAGCUUUCUUCCUUUUUUUUUUUUUCUUUUUUUUUACUUUUUUUAUUUGAAUGCAAGUUUGUUAGAAAUGUCCCUGUUAAGUUAAUAAAGAUGGAAUCAAUUUUUAAGAUGCUACAAUUUCUAAACUGGUUUUCCACAUAUUUAAGUGUUUUGUUUUACACAAAAAGGUGGGGGCAAUUGUGGCACAUCAGGUUUGCAAUUACCAAGAAGAAUAUAGUGUUUCCUGGGUAAUUUGAGUUGUGCAGACAGCUAACUAAUUAUGCUUGCAAAUAUCUAAGAUAGGAAGUUAAUCACUGUAGCUGCACAUGCAAAGUGUGUGGCAGAUUUUUUUCUUCUUGUAAGUUCAAAUAGCAAUAAUCUCACUGGGGUUUUGUCUCUAAAUACUUGGACAUUUUCAUCAGUGGAGCUAUAUCUGUGAGUUUAUAAUACAGAACACAGACUGACUUUGAGAAGAGUA
Molecule: messenger RNA, 2420 nt
Organism: Tyto alba (common barn owl)
Lineage: Eukaryota; Metazoa; Chordata; Aves; Strigiformes; Tytonidae
Gene: ARHGAP8
Product: Rho GTPase activating protein 8
Exons: 13
Coding region: 304-1578 (424 amino acids)
Biological process (GO): negative regulation of endocytic recycling; small GTPase-mediated signal transduction
Cellular component (GO): cytoplasm
Molecular function (GO): GTPase activator activity
Source: RefSeq, a predicted model, not a curated record